This is a messenger RNA of Sturnus vulgaris (Common starling), 3839 nucleotides long. RefSeq names its product ubiquitin conjugating enzyme E2 K (gene UBE2K). Lineage: Eukaryota; Metazoa; Chordata; Aves; Passeriformes; Sturnidae. The record is from RefSeq and is a predicted model, not a curated record. Gene Ontology annotation, molecular function: protein binding.
UUUUGGUAGGGCCGGGAGUUCUCCAGCGGAGCGGCGGCGGAGCUCGCUGGGCCCGGCGCGGAGGGGGCGAGGGGUGCCCGCUGCGGAGAUGGCCAACAUCGCGGUGCAGAGGAUCAAGCGGGAGUUCAAGGAGGUGCUGAAGAGCGAAGAGACGAGCAAAAAUCAAAUUAAAGUAGAUCUUGUAGAUGAGAAUUUUACAGAAUUAAGAGGAGAAAUAGCAGGACCUCCGGACACACCAUAUGAAGGUGGAAGGUAUCAGCUAGAGAUAAAAAUCCCAGAGACAUAUCCAUUUAAUCCUCCUAAGGUGCGGUUUAUCACCAAAAUAUGGCAUCCUAAUAUUAGCUCAGUCACUGGGGCCAUUUGUUUGGAUAUUCUGAAAGAUCAAUGGGCAGCAGCAAUGACUCUAAGAACAGUGUUGUUAUCCCUGCAAGCAUUGUUGGCAGCUGCGGAACCAGAUGAUCCACAAGAUGCAGUAGUGGCAAACCAGUACAAACAAAAUCCAGAAAUGUUUAAACAGACAGCUCGACUUUGGGCACAUGUGUAUGCUGGAGCACCAGUUUCUAGUCCAGAAUACACCAAAAAAAUAGAAAACCUUUGUGCUAUGGGCUUUGAUAGGAAUGCAGUAAUAGUGGCCUUGUCUUCAAAAUCAUGGGAUGUAGAGACUGCAACAGAAUUACUCCUGAGUAACUGAGCCAUAUAGAGAGAGCUGCUUCUAUAGUCCAGCUUGCCCCUUCUGGAGGAGCAUCACCAUCUUAUUCCUAGGAUUCUAUAUAGAUUCUCUUUCAAAACUGGCACUCUUGCCUGAUGAUGCUAUCUAGGCACUAUUGGAGACUGAAAAAAAGCGCUCUGUAAAUAAAGCUAAUUAAACGUCUGUGUAAAUUUAAAAAGGGAAAAUACUUUAAUUUUUUUUCUUACUAAAUAUUGUAAAAAUUCUUUGAGCUCAGCUAAGAUAAUGGGAGAAAACAAUGCCUACUUUAGUGUUUAGCAGUGUGACAAAGACUAGCAGGAACUUGCUUCAGGAUUUUGAUUUAGUAAUUCAGAAAGCAACAUUUUGAGUGUUAGUCAUCAAAAUUGUUGGUGCCACUCAUCACAGUUAUCUUACUGUUUUUAACAUGGAUCCUAUGUGCCUGUGGAUUGACCUAUAUUUGCAUGCUUGUACUUAAUAGACAUAUUAGGUAGGGUCGCUGAAGAGAGCACCAUUGAAAUACUCGAUUGCUUUUGUAACUUUUUUCCUGACAGACUUUCAAGACUUACCCAAAGUUCCAAAUGGUGACCUAUUCAGAACCAUUUUCUUUCUAGCUUAUUAAUUGGGAAACCUGAUUCUCCUCUCCCUUACAUCAUACUGUUGAUUAUGUUUCAUCAUCUGUGGCUAUUAUGUGUGCCAUUGCAGUAGUCUAGGCUCCCCUUUAAAAAUAUAUAUUUUGAAUUAUCAGUAGUGAUUUUCAUCCAUCAUAUUUUCUACACAAUCAUGUAAGGAGUAUGCCUCGAUACAGCACAAAAAGAUGGAGCUGGUUUAAUUUCCUUUUUUUGUCUUAAAUAGCUGUAAAAUGUUCUUCAGUACACUCUGGAUAAUAUGAUUUCACAGAGUUUGAAGGAGGACAAAACUGAUUCUCCAAUGUACUGAGAAUGAAAAAAAAUUGUUUUGAGUACUUGAUAUGAUGCAAUCAGCUGUUUUUUUGCAGCAGUUUUCUAGCUUUAUUUUGGGCUUCAGUUUAAGGAUUGCUUACCAGGUACUUUAAAAUUCAUCCUUGCUUGCAUUUUUCUCUGUUUAACACAUGGAGGCUGUUUUGGUGUUUUUACUGUACAUACUUCAGAUGCACAUAGAAGUAGAAGUGUGUUCUCAAUUUAGCUUUUUUUUUUUGAUUGAUGUUUCUGAUAAACGAGAACUGAAAUCUUACCUUGGCUUGUACAUACAGUCAGUCUUUUUAUUUGUAUUAAAAUGACAUUUCAUCCUGAGUGCAAAAGCUUGAAAAUUAUUAGUCUUGCAACUUCAAACACUAGUACAUCUAUUUAAAGAGAGCUGUAAUGUCUUUGUGAAUAUGAUGCUAACUUUUGAGAAUAUAUCUGACAAGGAAGUUCAGAGAAAUCCUGAGACUAGAGAGUGGGGAUUGUGGAUAAUGGAGUACUGUAUCAGUCAUCUUUUCAAUGACUCUUUUGUUUUACUCUGUUUUUGUUUUUUUUUUUUUUUUUUCUCCUAGGCUGUGGAUUAAUGGGGUGGGAAAAUAUAUGCCUGCUUGGGGUUUUUCUAGAGCUGUGAAGUACAAAUUGAAAUAGUUUUGCACUUCAUGGUCUGUUUAUAACUCAUACUAGAUGAAAUCAGGAACAUUGUGGUAUCUGUUAAAUACCUGGAACAUAGUAGUAGGGGAACAAAACCAGAAAACAGAGCUGUCAAGACCUGGCCAGUUCUGGGAUGUUCCCUGUACUGCUCUAUCUGAUGUGUCCAAACUUAAAACAGGGCACAGAUGGUAAAUACUUUGAACUCAUAUCAGUGCAAUACUAAAUGCAUUUGCUUAGUCUUUAUACUUACUGCUUUUUAAGGUGUAGUCAGUGAUCAGUUUUCUUGGGUUUUCUUGAGUUAGUGUAAAUCAUUUGCAAUGAUGCCAAAGGAAAUGAGUUCUUUUGACUUUCCUUAUAUUUAUUUAUUUUUUUAACAAAAAGCUGCUACUGUUCAGCUGGUUUGCUAAAGUGAAAACCAGGGACGGUAGGAAACUGGCAAAAUGCUACUUGUGUUAAUCUCAAGUUGCUGUCUUUUCUGUUAUACAGGCUAAGAACUUCUUGAUUACAUCAACACCUUUUUUUUUUUUUUUUUUUUUUUUUUUUACCCUGGUGGUAAAUAUGAAUUGCUGACUACUUUCCCUUGUUCUUCGCUGCUAUUUAUCAAAAGAAAGAACUCGGAAAUCAUUGUCGGGGACAUAAAACUUCUCAGUAAUGGGCUUCUGAACGUGUCUUUCAGUAAGACCAGUCUCCUAAGAACACCAGGCUUCUUCAACAGUAUGUAAAGUGAUAAAGGAAGCCAAGGAAAGGGGGAGAGGGGGAAAAGAGUUUCCUAGGUGAGCACUGUCAUCUCUGAAAAAAUGCCCUGUUAAGUUUUACUUCUCUCACGAGUUACCUCAGUUCCUUCUCUACUGCAAAACACUUGUCUUUCCAUUCCCUCUUAUGUUUAAAUGUUGGGUUCUGGGUUUUGCUCUCCAUCCAUGUGCUUGGUAGCUUAAUGCUAGCUCAGGUGCUGGCAGGAAGCUUCUCAAGAAGUGACCUGGGAAAGAAACAUGACCCAGUAUUAAGGAGACAUCUUUGGUCUGAAGUCCCUCUGAAUUUUGACUUGUGACUCCUUUAUAAGGAAUGUUUUUGUAUUCUUGGUAAUUAUCAGAGCUGAAUAUAGGGAUAAUGUUGUAUGAGCUUAGUUUAACUGCAGCUAGGGCUGAGCCCUAGGAAUUUUGCUGUUAGUGUUCAGCUUAUCAUUGUGAGACAUUGUACAUACAAAUGGUAAUUCUGUUUUCUGUAUCACUGAACAUCGCUAUAUUCAGGGCCCUGUGCAUUCACAGUCGUGGAGUUGCCGUGCAGCUCACUUCAGCUGUGGACUCAGGCUGCACAUUUACCACUCCUUGCAACAAGAACAUGAAACAUGAGUACAGUGGCUAAGUACAAAUAAAUCAUGCAUUGUCUUCCUCUAUUGUGCCAGAAGAUGGCUUGAAACAGUCAUUUUGAAGUCUAAAUGGCCCCAUUUUUCUAAAUAAGGUAUUGGUAAUACUUGGUAAUACAAUUGGUAACACUUAAGGAUUACCAGAGCAUCCAUUGGAUUUCACUGCUGAAUAUUUUAAUGUGCAUCCAGCAAAGUUGUU